AUGGAUGAUGAACAUUUAAUCAAUCAAGUUAAAGAGUUUCCUGCUCUAUACAAUAAAAAAGAUUCUAGAUACAAAAGCAAAUUAGCAAAAGAAAAUGCGUGGAAGACCAUUGCGGCUAUUUUGGAAAGCGAUGUUGUUAGCUGUGAACAAAGAUGGACGAGUUUGAGGGCCAAAUAUACUACCAUUCGAAAGAAACUUAGGGAGAUGCCAUCCGGGUCUGGGAGUGCCGAUAUUCCAUGUUUUUGGCCAUAUUAUCACAUGCUUAGUUUUUUGGAUCCCUUCCUGCUAACGAGGAGAACGGUGUCAAACUUCAAGCCCUCAAUGCAGCCAGUUUCCUCUGCUUGGGACACUUUAACUCAAGUUUUAGAGGGAACAAGAGAGGAGCCUGAACAUAGUGAAUCCGACGAUUUUUUGACACCUCUUCCAUCCCCAAGGGAGGAAUCCCUAGCGGCCCCAACUCCCCAGCAGGCGAGGAUCCAAAAAACUGCCAGCGCCAGUCCUCACGUCGAACUUGAGGCGAAAAAAAGGAAAACUGAAACUGUUCAAGAUGAAUUGUGUAACAAAAUGUCUUCCUGCAUUGACACACUAAAUGCAAAUUUGGGGCAAAAAUCCUCGGACAGGGAGUUUGCUCUAAGUCUUGCCCAAGACAUGAGUGUCUUGACAAGCGAAGAAAAAAUUUUUUUUAAGAGGAAUGCUUAUAUGUUACUAACAGAAAUCCUAGAAAAAAGACAUUAAAAAGAUUUGUUUAGUACCUACCUAUAUUUUUUUUUUGUGCUGGAUACUUUUUCAAUUUAAAAUAAAAAAUGUCAAACUACAAGUACCAUCAAUGGUACCUCAAUAAAAAUAAAUAAAAUAACAAAUUU
This is a messenger RNA of Ceutorhynchus assimilis (cabbage seed weevil), 863 nucleotides long. The record is from the annotation of a GenBank genome assembly. NCBI's taxonomy places the organism in Eukaryota, Metazoa, Arthropoda, Insecta, Coleoptera, Curculionidae.